This is a messenger RNA of Clupea harengus (Atlantic herring), 707 nucleotides long. RefSeq names its product histone H3. Gene Ontology annotation, cellular component: nucleosome. NCBI's taxonomy places the organism in Eukaryota, Metazoa, Chordata, Actinopteri, Clupeiformes, Clupeidae. The record is from RefSeq and is a predicted model, not a curated record. Gene Ontology annotation, molecular function: protein heterodimerization activity; DNA binding; structural constituent of chromatin.
CGUGCUUGCUUGCUUAGGGGCACUUCUCUCACUGAAGCAGACUUUGCAAUGGCAAGAACUAAGCAAACCGCCCGUAAAUCCACCGGAGGAAAGGCUCCGCGAAAGCAGCUCGCCACCAAGGCUGCUCGCAAAAGCGCACCAGCGACCGGAGGAGUGAAGAAGCCUCAUCGUUACAGGCCCGGCACAGUGGCUCUGAGAGAGAUCCGUCGCUACCAGAAGUCCACUGAGCUGCUGAUCCGCAAGCUGCCUUUCCAGCGUCUGGUCAGGGAAAUUGCCCAGGACUUCAAGACCGAUCUGCGCUUCCAGAGCUCUGCUGUCAUGGCUCUUCAGGAGGCCAGCGAGGCUUACCUGGUUGGUCUGUUUGAGGACACCAACCUGUGCGCCAUCCACGCCAAGAGGGUGACCAUCAUGCCCAAAGACAUCCAGCUAGCCCGUCGCAUCCGCGGGGAGCGUGCUUAAGUUGAUCCCGACAACGUCAAGAAAAACAAAAGGCUCUUUUAAGAGCCACCUCAAUAACUCUUGAAAAAAGCUAAUUUUCUGUCCAGUGCACACACGUAAUAUUAUAGUAUACUGUACUGAGCUACAGUACGUAUAUUUCUCCCCCCAUUAGAAAUUACGGUUGAAACCAUUUGGGUUUUGAGGAAGGCACUGAUUUUCAUACAUAUGACAGAGGGUAUUGCUUGUUUACAUUUCAGGCUUGGGUUAAG